AUGAAUGAGCAGAGCAGUCUACUAGUUCAAUUGCCAAUUGCUUUUGCCUUUUUCUUGGAGAUCUGGAAACUGAUGCGUAUUUCGAAGUUCUGCUUUAAUUGGCCUCCGGCCAUCCAUACUGCCCAGAAAGUUGUGAGAUCCUCCUCAGAUCCCAACUCUCCUAAACUAGAUGCCGGUGACUCCAACAGUCUAGACUCGAGUAGCAAAGAAAAUAGCAGGCCUGGACCUGGCCUGUCUGGGCUCGUUCAUUUCGGUGAGAGAUCAAUUGAGGAGAAAGCGACGGAUGAAAUUGACGCCCAAGUGAUGCGAUGGCUAUUCUGGAUUGUUUUACCUCUGGCCAUUGCAUAUGCUGGGUACUCUCUAGUGUAUCAAGAGUUUUCAAGGUCAGUAGCAGAGGGCCAAUUUUUAUCUCCCUUUAUCAGUUUCCAAUGCGUUUUCCAACCUCUUAAGUUGGCGCUCAUGGAUUCUCCAUACUCUCGUUAA
Protopolystoma xenopodis is the source of this 483-nucleotide messenger RNA. The record is from the annotation of a GenBank genome assembly. NCBI's taxonomy places the organism in Eukaryota, Metazoa, Platyhelminthes, Monogenea, Polystomatidea, Polystomatidae.